This is a messenger RNA of Chlorella variabilis, 660 nucleotides long. RefSeq lists its product as hypothetical. Gene Ontology annotation, molecular function: strictosidine synthase activity. The coding region runs from base 1 to 660 and encodes 219 amino acids. The record is from RefSeq and is a predicted model, not a curated record. NCBI's taxonomy places the organism in Eukaryota, Viridiplantae, Chlorophyta, Trebouxiophyceae, Chlorellales, Chlorellaceae. The transcript is spliced from 7 exons. Gene Ontology annotation, biological process: biosynthetic process.
AUGGCCAUGCACCCAGAUGGGCACCUAAUCGUGUGUGAUGCUGCCAAGGGCCUGCUAUCUGCCGACCCGGCCAGCGGGGAGGUGUCGCUGCUGGCCAGUCGGUUGCCCAAUGCGAGUCUGACGCCAGCAGAGGCAGACAUUGGGGCACCUCAGGGGCGGCUGCUGGUGUAUGACCCACGUACCCACUACACCCAGCAGCUGGCAGACGGCAUCUGGUUUGCGAAAGGGGUGGCGUUGUCUGACAAUGAGUCGUAUGUUCUGGUGGCGGAGACGUUUGGGUGCAGGGUGCUCCGGCACUGGCUGCAGGGCCCCGCGGCGGGUACCACAGAGGUAUUUGUUGAUGGCCUGCCCGGUUUCCCAGAUGGCAUCUCGCGUGCACCAGGGGGCGACAGCUACUGGCUGACCAUUAUCUCUACCCCCAGCCCGCUGGCCAAGGCGCUGCCAAGCUCACAGCUGCUGCGUUGGCUGGUGGCCUGGCUGCCGAAAGCUUUGAACCCAAAGCCCACCCACGUGUCUUCUGACGGACGUAUCCUGCGCAGCCUGCAUGACCCCACUGGCGGCCGUUGCCACACCUCUGCGGCGCAAGUCGGUGGCACGCUGUACAUGGGCAGCCUGGCUUCCAGCCACGUAUGCGCUCUGGACCUGGCGGCCGCCAUCUGA